GUUGUAGAAAGAUCUUUAGAGAAAUGCAGAGCAUUACGCCAAUAAACCUCAGUAUCCCUGGCACCAAUCCGCUAUCUUAAGGUUUUUGGAGAGAGAGAUGGAGGCUGGGCUACCGAAGGUGGGACUAUUAAGGCUUUGCUGCGCUGUGGUUUAUAGGAACAUAGAAUCGCUCAAUCUCUUUUAAAAGUAGCUAGCGAUAACUAGGAGUGAGACCGGACUGGCAGGAGACUCGGGUGAGGAAGGAAGUUGUUUGAAAGCAAGUUACAUGGCAGAUAGAGGACAGGAAAGCAGAUUUUGAGAAAUCACUUUCACAGGUUGCCUUUGAGUACACUAGUCCUGUCCUCAUUAAUACGAGCCUUUACCCACCGCCGGAAAGAGAAAAUUAAGCAGAAACGAAGGAAGAGGAGUAAGCACACAUACACACACCGAUGCCCAUCCUACAAUUCACUCUUGGAGACGAAAGGCCUGUGUUCUCAGCCCCGGUAGCGGACUACACUGCCCUCCGCUGCGGUACUCGAAAUCCUCAUUCAGUGCUUGGAAAAUAAAUCCUCGACGUCAGAAAACCGGGUGGCAACCUGCAACAUCCCCUUCCUGUCCAACACACCGCCCUGGUACAUCCGACAUUUCCGACCGCGCUUCUUGGAGGGGUCUCCCAGACUCACUCCGAUCGCACCCCGCUCUGCCCCCUUCCGGCCGGCGCGCGCGUGGCGACAUUUAAACGCUUGCCUGCAAGUUCCCACCGAGGCUUUCGGGAGGCCCUUUAAAACUGGCGCGUGCGCUGGGGUAGGUACGAUCAGUUCUCGCCGGGUUUCCAAACUUCGCGCAGUGUCGCGAGAUUCGCUAUCCGAAACUUCCGGUUCUAGUCCGCCUCGGUGAUUGCAACUUGGCUAUGCGGUCUCGGCUUCUGUUUAGUGCUGCCCGGUGUCUUCGGGCGCUCCGGGCUAUUAGCCCACCCCGUCGGCACCUAAAGUGCGGCAGCCUGCCGCUGGAGGAGCUGUUCGCCCCCGGCGGACCUUUGCGGACCUUCCUGGAGCGCCGGACAAGGUGUGAAGCCCAGUUGCAGUUCGGGGGGUCUGAGCUGCUGGCGGUGGCCAAACUGCUGAGCGAGAAGGAGCAGGAGCUGCAGGAGACCGAGCAUUUGCUACACGAUGAAAAUGAAGACUUAAGGAAACUUGCAGAGAAUGAAAUAACUUUAUGCCAAAAACAAAUAACUCAGCUGAAGCAUCAGAUUAUCUUACUUUUGGUUCCCUCAGAAGAAACAGAUAAAAAUGAUUUGAUCCUGGAGGUAACUGCAGGAGUUGGGGGUCAGGAGGCAAUGUUGUUUACAUCAGAGAUGUUCGAUAUGUAUCAGCAAUAUGCUGCAUUUAAAAGAUGGCAUUUUGAAACCCUGGAAUAUUUUCCAAGUGAAAUAGGUGGCCUUAGACAUGCGUCUGCCAGCAUUGGGGGUGUAGAGGCCUAUAAGCACCUGAAAUUUGAAGGUGGUGUACACAGAGUACAAAGAGUGCCAAAAACAGAGAAGCAAGGUCGCAUCCAUACCAGCACCAUGACUGUGGCAAUCUUACCCCAACCGACCGAGAUCAAUCUGGUAAUUAAUCCCAAAGAUUUGAGAAUUGAUACUAAACGAGCCAGUGGAGCUGGAGGACAGCAUGUAAAUACCACGGACAGUGCUGUCCGGAUAGUUCAUCUUCCAACAGAUUAGAAUCCUUAGAUGAAACUCUGCAGGAUAAUUGCAAAAGCCAGGAAGACGGAGGGACCUAAGCCCAGAGAAUUUCCGUACAGGUGACGAUGAGGAAAAGGUGUGGACAGUCUUGCAGGUAGCUUCCUCAACUUCAUACUUGGUAAAUGUCACUAUUAAAAGAAAAUCCAGGGUGCUUGGCUGGCUCCAUCUGUAGAGCAUGCGACUCUUGAUAGCAGGGUCAUGUGUUCAAGCCCCAUAUUGGGUGUGGAGCCUAUUUUAAAAUUUUUUAAAUUUAAAUAAAUAAAAAAAAUCCUCAGAAUGAAGUCACUAUCAUGGGUUCUUCUUUAUCAGAAAAUGCUCAAAAUCACUAGUUCCUAGCUUUCUUUGAAGAGAGGAGGACAUGGACUUCCUUGCGAAAAUGAAAGCUUGGACUUGCUUUCUCAGAAACAUGCUCAUAUGCAGAGUUCUGCCCAUAACUUCCAGGGCUGCUGCUCCAUGAAGUCCAUCCACAAACCUCCAGCAGUUCUACUGGAGAUACACAGGGGAACUAUGUCUAAAUACUUCUUAAGUCUUCAAUAUACUCUUAAGUGGAACUAAAUGUGAUUUACAAUUAUUACUGCAGUGAUUUACAUGUGAUAAAGAGCAGAUGGAUAGCAAACUUCAGAUACCUAGAAAGAAUACACUGUGACUGAUCUCAAAUAGGCAUAAUUCCCAUGGAUCAGUAGUGUUGAACAGGAGUGAUUGGUAGGUUUUUCCUUUUUAAAAUUUGAGGAAGGCCUCAAGUUAAACUUUAAGAUGAUGUCUUAUAUAAUAUAUACUAUAUAAACAGGAAUAGAAAAACUAGAUGAAACUCCUCACAAAAAUAUUAAUUGUGCCUAUCUCUAUUAGGACUAACUUUUUUUUUGUUUUGGUGAUGACAAA
Acinonyx jubatus (cheetah) is the source of this 2599-nucleotide messenger RNA. It is a transcript of the gene MTRF1L, whose product is annotated as mitochondrial translation release factor 1 like. Lineage: Eukaryota; Metazoa; Chordata; Mammalia; Carnivora; Felidae. The transcript is spliced from 6 exons. Bases 890 to 1699 code for a protein of 269 amino acids. The record is from RefSeq and is a predicted model, not a curated record. Gene Ontology annotation, biological process: translational termination. Gene Ontology annotation, molecular function: translation release factor activity.